CGACUCGCGUGGCGCCCCAGGGGCCGACGGGAUCGGCGGCCGCGCUGAGGAGGCCAAGAUGGCGGCAGCGGCGGCUUCGCUUCGCGGGGCGGUGCUGGGCCCGCGGGGCGCGGGGCUCCCGGGCGCGCGUGCCCGGGGUCUGCUGUGCAGCGCGCGGCCCGGGCAGCUCCCGCUGCGGACACCUCAGGCAGUGUCCUUGUCGUCCAAGUCUGGCCCUUCCCGAGGCCGGAAGGUGAUGCUGUCAGCGCUGGGCAUGCUGGCGGCAGGGGGUGCGGGGCUGACCCUGGCUCUGCAUUCGGCUGUGAGUGCCAGUGACCUGGAGCUGCACGCGCCCAGCUAUCCGUGGUCUCACCGUGGCCUCCUCUCUUCCUUGGACCACACCAGCAUCCGGAGGGGUUUCCAGGUAUAUAAGCAGGUGUGCUCCUCCUGCCACAGCAUGGACUACGUGGCGUACCGCCACCUGGUCGGCGUGUGCUACACGGAGGCCGAAGCUAAGGCGCUGGCUGCGGAGGUGGAGGUUCAAGAUGGCCCCAAUGAAAAUGGGGAGAUGUUUAUGCGGCCAGGAAAGCUGUCUGACUAUUUCCCAAAACCAUACCCCAACCCUGAGGCUGCUCGAGCCGCCAACAACGGAGCAUUGCCCCCUGACCUCAGCUACAUCGUGCGAGCUAGGCACGGUGGUGAGGACUACAUCUUCUCCCUGCUCACGGGCUACUGUGAGCCACCCACUGGGGUGUCACUUCGGGAAGGUCUCUACUUCAACCCCUACUUUCCUGGCCAGGCCAUCGGCAUGGCCCCUCCCAUCUACACGGAUGUCCUGGAGUUCGACGAUGGCACCCCAGCUACCAUGUCCCAGGUAGCCAAGGAUGUGUGCACCUUCCUGCGCUGGGCAUCUGAGCCAGAGCACGACCAGCGAAAACGCAUGGGGCUCAAGAUGUUGAUGAUGAUGAGUCUGCUGGUGCCCCUGAUCUACACCAUGAAGCGGCAUAAGUGGUCAGUCCUGAAGAGUCGGAAGCUGGCAUAUCGGCCGCCCAAGUGACCCUGUCCAGUGUCUGCUUGCCUUCCUGCCAGAACAGGCCCUCAAGCCCAAGAGCCAUCCCAGGCCUGUUCAGGCCUCAGCUGGCCCACUUGACUAAGCCCCUCUUCAUCUAGUAGAAGAGGGAAGGGGACAGGAGACCAGGCUCUAGCUCUGGACCCUCCUUCAGUCUCUAUCAUGGGAAUAAAUUAAGUUUCUCAAAGUA
Messenger RNA from Saimiri boliviensis boliviensis (Bolivian squirrel monkey), 1238 nucleotides. It is a transcript of the gene CYC1, whose product is annotated as cytochrome c1. Gene Ontology annotation, cellular component: respiratory chain complex III. Gene Ontology annotation, molecular function: electron transfer activity; heme binding. Gene Ontology annotation, biological process: mitochondrial electron transport, ubiquinol to cytochrome c. The record is from RefSeq and is a predicted model, not a curated record. Lineage: Eukaryota; Metazoa; Chordata; Mammalia; Primates; Cebidae.